Messenger RNA from Microthlaspi erraticum, 1689 nucleotides. The record is from the annotation of a GenBank genome assembly. Lineage: Eukaryota; Viridiplantae; Streptophyta; Magnoliopsida; Brassicales; Brassicaceae.
AUGCCUUUGACUGUGGCAAGGCGUUUGGGUUUUGAGAAAUACAAGGAGUGUCAUUUCUCUCUGAUCCUUGCUGAUAGAUCAGUUAAGCUUCCAGUAGGUAUGCUUGAAGAUAUGCCACUCAAGGUGGGAAGUGUGAUAGUUCCAACUGACUUUGUGGUAGUAGAGAUGGAUGAAGAACCCAAAGAUCCUCUGAUUUUGGGAAGACCUUUCCUUGCCACUGCUGGAGCUAUAAUUGAUGUGAGAAGAGGCAAGAUUGAGCUGAAUUUGGGUAAAGACUGCAAGAUGGUGUUCAAUGUAAAAGAUGUUAUGAAGCAACCAACUAUAAAUGGUGAGUCGUUUUACAUUGAAACACUUGAGCAGCUAGCCGAAGACUACUUGGAGGAAUUGGGAGUUGAGGAUAAGCUGCAGCUGGCUUUGACUAAGGAUAAUGAGGAGUUUGGAUGUCUACAAGCAGAGAAAACGAAGAGCAUCCGGGAUGGAAAACAGGUUGAGAACCUGUUUGCUCUAGAGUCCAAACCAAAGGAGGAAAGCUCUCAAGAGCAAGGCACGGACGAUGACUGGUCUGAGCUCAAGGCUCCCAAAGUCGAUCUCAAACCACUCCCAAAGGGGCUCAGGUAUGCGUUCUUAGGCUCUAACUCCACAUACCCUGUCAUUGUCAAUGAUGCAUUAGACCCCCAUGAGCUUGAAACCCUCCUUGUCGAGCUGCGAAAGUACAGGAGAGCUCUUGGAUACUCGCUGGACGAUAUCAAGGGUCUCUCCCCUACUCUAUGCACUCACAGGAUCCAUCUCGAAAAUGAAUCAAAGGGAUCUAUUGAGCAUCAGCGUAGGUUAAACCCCAAUCUUAAAGAAGUAGUAAAGAAAGAAAUCUUGAAGCUUCUUGAUGCAGGAAUCAUUUACCCUAUUUCGGACAGUACUUGGGUUUCUCCAGUACAUUGCGUCCCAAAAAAGGGUGGGAUUACUGUCAUCAAGAACGAAAAGAAUGAAUUGAUCCCAAGUAGGACAAUAGUUGGACAUAGAAUGUGCAUUGAUUAUCGUAAGUUAAAUUCUGCAUCAAGGAAAGAUCAUUUUCCUUUGCCAUUCAUUGACCAAAUGCUUGAAAGGUUGGCAUGUCAUCCAUUUUACUGUUUCUUGGAUGGCUACAGUGGUUUUUUCCAGGUUCCAAUCCAUCCAAAUGACCAGGAAAAGACCACAUUUACAUGUCCUUAUGGCACCUUCGCAUAUCGAAGAAUGCCAUUUGGACUAUGUAAUGCCCCAGCAACAUUUCAAAGAGCCAUGCUUUCAAUCUUUUCGGAUCUAAUAGAGGAAAUGGUUGAGGUCUUCAUGGACGAUUUCUCGGUCUAUGGCUCUUCCUUUUCCUCUUGUUUGUCUAAUCUAUGUAGGGUGCUGAAAAGAUGUGAGGAAACGGGCUUGGUUUUGAAUUGGGAGAAGUGCCAUUUUAUGGUGAAAGAGGGGAUAGUCCUUGGCCACAAGAUCUCAGAGAAAGGCAUUGAAGUGGACAAGGCAAAGAUAGAAGUAAUGGUGCAACUUGGGGAGCCAAAAUCAGUUAAGGAUGUGAGAAGCUUCUUGGGACAUGCGGGUUUCUACAGGCGCUUUAUCAAAGAUUUUUCUAAGAUAGCAGGCCACUCACAAGACUCUUAUGCAAAGAAACAGAGUUCAUCUUUGAUGAAGAGUGUAGCCAAGCUUUCUUGA